AUGGGGCCUGAACUUCCACGUCCAUCGCUUCCAAUACCGCCUCCACAACCUAUUAUUGUGCGUAAAUCUCGUGGUUAUAAAGGAAUCUUGCUUGUUAUGCUUUCCGUCUUCGUUAUGGCUAUUUUUGCUCUUGUCCUUUCUGAGAUGGCAUAUAGUCGCCAACGAGAUGAAAACUAUUUUAAACUCCGUUGGGCUGAAUUAAAACAACGUUUUGGUUAUGAAAAUGAUGGAAACGUUGAUUACUAUACACAGGCAGCUAAUGCUAUUAGUGAUAAAUUGCUUAGUUUGACUAAGAGCAAUGAAAUCCAACUUCCACGUGUCCCUCAGUCAGCGUCUCUCGAGGAGGAGACAACCAGCAGCUCAACAACUCAGGACACCCCUGUAGUAGCUAUUGAUACUUUCCCAAUGGCUCCAUCAAAAAUUGGCAAUUCUGCCGAUUCUUCAAUUUCCCGUUCUUCACAAACAUCAGAUGAAGUAGAACCUCCACAUCCUUUUUUCGGUUCCGGCAAUUUUAAUGGAGCUUUUAGUCAAAUACGUGAUGCACGUCUUAAAUUUCUUCGAAAUAUUUUACAGAAAAUUAAACAGCAUGCCGAGGAUAUUGGCUUUGAUGGAACUAUGCAGGCAUUUAAUUUCAAAUUUCUUUACUAA
This is a messenger RNA of Meloidogyne enterolobii, 648 nucleotides long. Lineage: Eukaryota; Metazoa; Nematoda; Chromadorea; Rhabditida; Meloidogynidae. The record is from the annotation of a GenBank genome assembly.